UCAAUUUUUGACUGUAGCUUUGUGAGCGUUUCUGGUUUUAUCUUUCAUGAAGCAGAUUUUCGCAUAAUUUUAUUUAUUUAAUGGUGUAAUACAUAAUGAAAACUUGAAAUAACAUUAAAUUAAUCUGUCAUUCAUGCAGUUUCAGUGUUUCUUGAUGUAUAACUCUACAGGACCUUAUAGUUACAACGUGUAAUAGAAACUUACAAAAUGGCUAGUGAAGAUGUGAUCGAAUUGGGUUCUUCUGAUGAUGAGGCUGAGCCUGUAACUAAAAAGAUAAGGCCAAUGCCAAACGCUAUGGUACAUAUCCCAAGAAAAAUACAUGGAGUGACCAUAAAACCGGCGAAAAAGAGUGUUCCUUGUGUCCCAAAAGAAUUGGCUGGUAAAAAUGUAACUGUGACCAAAAUAGCUAAAGUAAAUGUUAUACCAAACCCCUAUGCAUUAAAACAUAAAGUAAAUGGUAAGCCAAACCAACUAAAACAUGUGGCUACAGUGGUAUCAAAAAAACCAGUCGCACAAACUGUCCAGAAUAAACCCAUAAAUCCACUCAGUUUAAUGAAAAAUAUAAAUUCACAAGUUGUAGUCAAUAAAAUACCUGCUCCUACAAUUCAAAGAAGUCAAGUAUUGAAAAAUCCGAUACGUAUUCAAAGUCCACGAUCUAUCAACAAUUUGCCACCUAGUAUCACUGUUACUAGAACUACAGGAGUGCCCAAACGGACAGCGCCUUCCUCUGUAACAAGUGCUGGACGAAAGAAGCAGAAGCUAAAUAAACCGAAAACAACACAACAAGAGGUUUUGACUGUAGAAUUGGACGAUGAUGAUGUGUCUGCAACAUCUAGUCCGCAAUGGUAUCUGAGACCAGAAGAACAAACAAGUAUUUUAGAACAGGAAAAUAAUAAAGAGCCAGAGCCAAAGGCAGCUUCUUCCAACCUUGUAGAAAUAACUAUUGAAGAUAGUCCUGUAAAGCCCCCUCACAUUAUGAGGACUCAUCAAAUUGGGGCUGAACUCCCAGUGACAAUUGAUGAUAGUCCGGUCAAAGUUGUGGUGGAGAAAAAUACUGCUAGCGGUAGUGAUAAUGAGGUUACAGUUCAGAAUAAAGUGCCACAUAGUAAAAAGAAGUUAGAGUACCCUAAAGAAUCACAAUCGGCUAAUGAACCAAUUGAAAUAGAAAUUCCUGGAGUGUCAGUAAUAGAACCAACUAAAGAAUCUGAAUCAAGCAGCAAACCAGAUAAACCUUCUGCUAAUGUGAAUAAACCUAUUGUUGAGAAUAUUAUUAUUGAAAUUGAGGAAUCACCACUGAAGGUGGACCAUGGUCAAGCCACAAGUACUCCAAAGAAAAAUCAUAAAAAACCACAGUUGGAAGUACCUGAAUCCCUAAAACAACUUAAAGAUGAUGAACAUGAACAAGUUGAUGAGUUAAGUGAAUUUCAUCCUGUAUAUCGAAGCUUUAUUAAACUUUGUUUCCAAUUAGAGAAUUCAGAAGACAUGAAAAAGAUAGUUGAGAAGAAAAUCAAGACAUAUUACAGACAGGUUCCAAAAGAAUACACAGAAUCUGAAGAGUUUACGGAUAUGGUGGCUGGAAAAAUAUUGUCAAUGAAGGCUAGCCCUGAAAAGAUGUAUUUGUACAUAAAAGACAUUGUUGAUGAAUUGAAUUUGCAACGAAAGAUGGCAAAAUCACAAGUGUUGGCUACUAUCACUGAAAAGAAAGCAGAAACAGAAAAGUUUUUGUAUGGUGAAGAAAGCGAAUACGAUUUAAAACGUCAGAGACAAAUUCGCAAACUUGAGAAAACCCUAAAGAAGCUGCACAGAGCUAUACAGAAACUUGAGGAGCAGGAGGUUGAUUUCGAUGACGAUGAAGAUUCUGUUUAUUUACUUACUGAAAGUGAUGAUGGCAGUUCUUCAAAUAAGGAUAGUGAUAAGCAACUUGAGAAAGAUCCUAAAGCUCUAUUGAAAAGGUAUAAAGAGAGAAUGGUGCGUGUACACGCAAAAUUCUGUCAGCUUACCAAUACGAAGAUGCCUUCGGAGCCACGAGUGCAAAUUGACGCAAGGCCUGGCCAGCCGUCUGGGCCAGCCAAGCGACUUGAGAAGUGGAUUAACAAAAAAGUGCCAAUCGGGACUCCAUUACCUUUCCCAGACUUUCACGAUGUGCUACGAUGCGUGAGGGAAGCCAAUAGCGAAGACAAGUUAGGAUGGAACGAAGCUGACAUUAUGGAAGAAGCACGAGACUUGUUCACGAGAUGCGGAAAGAAAUUACAAAGACGAAGACAGGAGAAUGAAUGGAGGCUAGCUGCAUCCAGAAUAUCGGUUGAUAUUGAUCCAGCCGAGGAAAGUACUGACUUGAAGAAAAAAUUGGAGGAUAACAGAAAAGUUGCUGCCAAGAAAGAGACUGAAGUUUUUAAUAAGUAUGCUGAUAGACAGAGCCAGCUCAAGUUGGAGGCUGAAGAAAUUGGAGAUAAGGAAGCUGAAGAAUCACCUGUAGAUGACGAUGAUGAAGAUGAGCCUAAAGAAGAAUCUUUAGAAAACACAGAAAAAAGGAAAGAAAGACUAAAAAGACUUUUGCAAGAGAAAUCUAAAAAAGGUGUGUCCGAAUCCGAGAAACUUGUAAUUGAUGGCACAGAUAGUCAAUCAGGAAAUGAACAUGCUAUGGACCAGAAGUCGGACAAGGCUUCUCAUGAAACAAAUGACCAAAGUGGGAAUCAACCCGAGCAAGAAAAAUCUGAAACGCAAAUUCAAACAAGUGACAAAACGAAUAAUAUGGACGUGGAUAUAGAAAUCAUUCCAGAGAAAGCUACGGAUGCAUCAGAAAAUAAAUCAGAUAGCAAAAAAGAAUCUGUAAUUAUUCAGGAAGAAAUUGCUAAUAAAGAACCCGUUUGUCCAGUUAAUAAUACUAAAACUAAAAAUGGUAGUGAAAAUACAGCAACAGAAAAUCAGAGUGCUGAAAAUGAUCUGAUUACAGAUGAUGUUGAUAAAACACAUUUAAUUAGUGAUGACAGUAACAAACUCGAAUCGGACAUAGAUGAACUACAUCUCUUACAAAAACUCCAUACUGAAACUGAAGCUAACACUUCAACACAGGACACAUCAGACUCUGAAUCUCCCAUAGCGAUUUCAGAUACUUUAGAAUCAAGUAGUGAUAAUAAAAAACAUACCGCAAGUGACGUUAUUAGUAUUGAAAACUCUAGCUACUCUGAAUCGGAAGUAAAUCUAGAAUCAAUUGAUUCAAAAGCUGACAAAGAAACAGAUCCCCUUUCUGAUAAAGUAAUUGCAGAAUCUGUAGAUGAACAUACAGAAAUAGAAUGUUCUAAUACUGGGGUCGAAAAGAAACUGGCAAUUACAAAUAAUGAUGAAUAUAAUGAAUCAAUAGAAGAUAUUCUUCUUGCAUCAACUGACGACGAAGAAGAGAACAAUAAAAAUGCUAAAUUGGUAUAUGAAGAAGAAUGUGUAAAUUUAAAAGAUGAUACUAUAUCUAUAGGCGAUACUGUUGUUGUAGGAGUUGAUAAACCACAAAGUAGUCCUACAGAUGACAAUUCAUCUGGGAAACAGGACGAUGCAAGUUCAGUAGAGAGUGUUGCGUUUGUUUCUACAAAAGAAGAUUCACCUGCAGAAAUGAAAGAUGUAGAAAAUACAGACAGCACUUAUAAAGAGAACACAGCACAAGACCAAAAUACUGACGCACCUGCAAAUGAUAUUAUAAAUGCUGAAACCAUUGAACCAAAAGAAAGUUCAUCUGAAGAUACUAUUAAUCCUACUACGGAAAAAUCUGAUGACUCUUCCGACUGUCCAAAAAAGUCGCCCGAAGUAAUAAAUAACGACGAUAAAUCGCCGAAUGCCGAGCAUGAUACUGUUCAAGUACAGAAUGUUGGAAACUCUAAUGAUGGUAGUGAAGAUAAGUUAUAGUCUAAGCAAUUCGGUGGUUUUAGCUUUGUCAGUGUUUCCAAAAUAUUUCUGUCAACUAAAUGCAUUUUGUUUUAGAAAUGGUCAUAAUAAGAUUCAUUUAUUGAUGGAAGUCGUUAGGAUGUGAGCUACCUAAUACAUAAUAUCUCUAAUUAAGUAGCUGAUAAUUUAAUCAUUUUGCAUAUAGAGUGUAACAAAAAUAUUGUACUGUAUGGUAAAUAACAAAAUUCAGGAGCCUCAAAAAUCAACCAUCACAAGAGUAAUGUAUGGGUCUGAAACAGAUUUUUUUUUUACUGGUCUUCCAGUCUUUCUUUUCUUAGUAGUUGAAAAGCCAAAUCAUCAUUGGAUAGAGGCAGACUAAUUGCGCCGCGCGCACGUCUAUUUUAUGUACCUACUAUUGAUCAAACAUUUUCUCGCUCGAAAUUUGAAAUAUUCAACUUUCAGUACAUAAUAAAAAGAAUUCGUACCUACUGUUAUUUUUUUAGUAAUCGUGAAGUGUCGGAAUUGGACCCACUAACGUUAUGGUGAACAGCUAAUUUUCGAGGCAUAGAAAAAUUCAGUGAAAUUCGAUGAAGGAUGGGCAAGGAAAGAUGUUAUCAUUGAUGUGCUUGUGUAAAUAUAAACCAAAGGAAAGUCUGAUAAGAAUGAAGGAUUUUUAUACUAAGUAAAAUUAAUAAUAUUAUAGGUUUUCUGCAUUUAAUUCCUAGUUUUAAAGUUAUAGUGAAAUGUGAUUGCUUGUUAUUAUUUGGUAGUGAGGUUUUAUGUAAUGAAUUCUGUGUAAGUUUAGCGAUAAGACUUAGCAGAUUGCAGGAUACCUAUAAUUUCGUAAACAUCGUGCAGUUUAUCACAACUUUAUAUAACGGAAUAAAUUAAUGAAUAAAUAGUCUUUGAGACGUA
Molecule: messenger RNA, 4788 nt
Organism: Ostrinia furnacalis (Asian corn borer)
Lineage: Eukaryota; Metazoa; Arthropoda; Insecta; Lepidoptera; Crambidae
Product: calponin homology domain-containing protein DDB_G0272472
Exons: 8
Coding region: 208-3894 (1228 amino acids)
Biological process (GO): regulation of DNA-templated transcription
Cellular component (GO): PML body; nucleus
Molecular function (GO): histone binding; transcription corepressor activity; nuclear androgen receptor binding
Source: RefSeq, a predicted model, not a curated record